Molecule: messenger RNA, 3644 nt
Organism: Balaenoptera musculus (blue whale)
Lineage: Eukaryota; Metazoa; Chordata; Mammalia; Artiodactyla; Balaenopteridae
Gene: CRCP
Product: CGRP receptor component
Exons: 6
Coding region: 100-546 (148 amino acids)
Biological process (GO): transcription initiation at RNA polymerase III promoter
Cellular component (GO): RNA polymerase III complex
Molecular function (GO): nucleotide binding
Source: RefSeq, a predicted model, not a curated record
GCCGGCCACUUGGAGCUCGGCGUGGACGCCGGGUGCGGCGGCGGGGCGGUGUGGAGCUCCGCGGGUGCUGUCGGCUGGAGGCGAAGAGGCGGGGUCGACAUGGAAGUGAAGGAUGCCAGCGCUGCGCUGCUCAGUAACUAUGAGGUGUUCCAGUUACUAACUGAUAUGAAAGAGCAGCGUAAAGAAAGUGGAAAGAAUAAACACAGUUCUGGGCAACAGAACUUGAAUACUAUCACGUAUGAAACAUUAAAAUACAUAUCAAAAACACCAUGCAGGCACCAGAGUCCUGAGAUUGUGAGAGAAUUUCUCACAGCAGUGAAAAGCCACAAGUUAACCAAAGCUGAAAAGCUUCAGCUGUUGAAUCACAGGCCGGUGACUGCUGUUGAGAUCCAGCUGAUGGUGGAGGAGAGUGAAGAACGGCUGACAGAGGAGCAGAUAGAAGCUCUGCUCCACACCGUCACAAGCAUCCUCCCUGCGGGGCCAGAGGCUGAGCAGAAGCAAAAUACCAACGAUGACAUGACAAUGGACGAAGAGGACCCAGCAUAGAAGAGCACAACUGGCCCAAGUGUCUCGUGAAGUUGAAAGGCCCAGCAGCCACUUCCCAGACAUUCAGAGGAUUAUUUAUUUGGUUUUACCUUCUAUCCCAACAGGCCUGAUUUCCUGGUUAGUUGGGUAAACCACAAAAAUAAGCCUUUCUCAAAAAUAAGCUGAAAAGAAAUCCUUGUGCCUCUGAAAGAAGAAACAUGGUGGAUAGGCUGAGGUUGUCAGGGCAGAGAGCUAAAGAGAGGAAGAGUGAGUCCAAGAGGACAAUACUGUGGAACUCUGUGUGGUAAAAAUAUUUCUUCUGUGGCCUUUGCCAUGGUUGUGGGACGGUCCCUGUACACAGCUGGUAAAAUACUUGCACUGGCUUUGAUGGGCUAUGUCCUAAUUAAUUUCAUCUGCUUCCCCAGGAGCUUCCCAAGCAGGCAUGCAGAGCCCUGCUAGGAUGAGAGCUGAGUUACGAGAAUCCUGUUAGAUGGCUAAAAACUCCCAAAGCAGCAAAUAGUUGCUCUAAGUUAAAAUGAGCCACUGAACUUGGCUCACCUUAGAGGAAUCUUUUCCUUGAGAACAGCAGAGAUAAGAAGAGAACGGCCUGGACAACUCUUCAUCAGGUCUAAAGGCCCCUUUCCUCUGCUGGCAUGGGCUUUGUUUACAGCCCACUAAUUAGUCUUAAAUGUUAGGGCACCAGCUCACUCCAGUUGAAAAGAGGCACUCCAGACUGAAUGACCGUGUCACCUGCCUUUCUGAAUACCUUCCGUUUCCUGCCCUGUGACAGGCUCUGCCUGUUGAAGCCAGGUGGGCAAGUUGUUUGCAUCUUUUAAAAAGGGCAGUUCCCUGGGGUUCCAGUGGCUAGGACUCUGCACUUUCACUGCUGAGGGCGUGGGCUCAAUCCCUGGUCGGGGAACUAAGAUCCCACAAGGUGCAAAUUGUGGCUCAAAACAAAAAAAACCCAAAAAUGAAGAAGGUACAGUUAUGUAGCUCUUUUUGUGGAUGGAAUAUGAAGAGCUAGAGGUUAAUUAAUAAGAAUUUGAAUUUGUUGACUGUUGCAUCAGUUUUUGAAUUUAAAAUAUUAGAAUAAUUACCAUGUGAAGAACUUGUUAAUAUUCAGGCUUUGGAGAGUUUAGUAGCCCCAGACAUGUAGUUGCCUUAGAUCCUAGGAAUAUUGUUAAAAAUUAAUUUCCCAUAUUCACUCUGCUCCCGAUUUGGGGAAGAAAAUGCCCAUAGACAUUAAUUUUUCAAAUUGGUACUCGUGUUGUAAGAUCACAUUUUCAGUGUUUCUGUUUAUUGGAUUACUUCCCACCCCUAGGAAUUCCCAGGUUAUUUCAGCCUCCCCACCACCCCUGCCAGUAGGCAGUUAUGUUCAUCUUAACCUUAUCAUCUAAAGAUCAGUUGAGAUCUGCUUACAGGCAACAUUGAAAUUAACAGGGCAUUUAUUUUUUAUUUUAUAUUUUUUAAAAUUAAUUUUUAUUGGAGUAUGGUUGCUUUACAGUGUUGUGUUAGCUUCCACUGCACAACAAAAUGAAUCAGCCAUACACAUACAGGGUAUUUAUUUUUUUAUUUUUAUUUUUAUUUUUCAUCGCAGAAAGAAUUCAGUGAGAGACAAAGUGAUGGGUAAGAAGUGGAUUUAUUUAGAGAAAAACACACUCCACAGACAGAGUGUGGGCCAUCUCAGAAGGGGAGAAAGGCCCAGGGCAUUUAUUUUUAAAUCUCUCUUUUGAGUAUCAGGAAUUUUACCAGGAGCUGUUGAUUUGUCAAGGCAUGCAUGUGCUUGUAUUAUUUUUGUUUCAUUUUGACCUUGAGUGUGUUAGGUGCUUUUUCUUCAUGGAUUUAAGGCUUAAUUAGUUAAUAAUAAAUUGUUUGCAGAUGACUGCCAACUUGUGCUAUUUUUAUAAAUCUUUGAAGAGUUUGUUUUGCCAUGGAUAGGAAGAAAUAAAAUGAAAUCUGACUUAAAAGCUAACAUAUAUAUAUAUUUUUUAAUUUUAAUUUUUUUCUUAAGUUGAAUCUAUUUAGAUCUAAAUUUUGUGUUGGAUUUCAAGAAAAUUUUAAGUUUCUUUAUUUGGGACCUGAAUUUAGCCUCUGAUUAAGUUUCUGAUUAAGUCUGACAGGCUCUAGGAGACUUAACCUUUAUAAGAAAUAUGGUCUUUGUAAUAUUCCCAUAGCAUUAGUAAUCAACAUUUCAGAAAUAAAAGGUUGUAAUUUACACAAGAAACUUAACCAGGAUCAUAUCUGGAAAGGAGAGCUGGGAGUCUAUGAGACUUGCUUUUCGUUUUAUGUCCUUCUGUAUGGCUUCAGUUUUUGACCAGGUGACUGUUUUAUUCUUUAAAAAGAAAAAAAAAAAUCUGUUUAUUUACACGUUGUCCUUGGCCUCUGCGAAAGUUAUUAAAUGUAUAGUGGAUAGUUAAAUUAUGUCCCAAACGUGGAGACUGACACCCAGUCCAGUCACUCUGGGAGACGCAGCACUGAGGGGAUUGAUCUUUCAAGAAGGUACUGCUGAACUCUUAAAAGAUGAAGUUGACUCUCACUUAGAGGUUUAUCCAAAUAAUUUCCUUGCCUCUUUUUGCUUAAAAGUUACUGUAUGACCCACUACCACCUCAGAGGACUUGCCACUUAUUCAAGGCUUGUUCAUAAAAUAAUGGGUACUGUUUUCCUAAUCAGUCAUUGUGUAAGCAUACCAGCUCUCAAGAGCUUAUACCCUAGUGAGAGAUGAGAGGAUCAGUCCUCCCGUAUAUUCUUUGCUAAAUCAUUUUCUCCCCUGAAACCAAUUUAUUACUGCUCGUGUAAAUGGAUCAUUUCUCAGUAAACUAUGAAACAGACCACAUACCCUGAAAAGGAUCGUCAAUCUGAUUUAAUUACACAAUGAACUAAGGGGAUAAAAGGAAGCAAAACUGCCCAGAACUGGCCAGAAAGCCUUUUACAUAUUUUAAAAAUAAAGAUAUAAUUCACAGGGACUUCAUUGGCAGUCCAGUGGAAGCUGCACUUAGCCUUCCAGUGCGGGGGGUGUGGGUUUGUUCCCUGGUCAGGGAGCUGGGGUCCCACGUGCCUCGUGGCCAAGGGGCCAAAACAUAAAACAGAAGCAAUGUUGUAACAAGUUUAAUAAGGACUUA